UACGUUGAAAAUUUGAAAGUGUUCGGUAAAGAGAAAUGCGUGCGAUAUUUGCGGGAUCGAUCGGCAAUUUUUAAGUGCAGCCGAAUUUAAAAACAUUUCGGAAGGCGAUUUCCAGCCACCCCAGUUUUACGUUAUAAUCUUUUCUCGGCACAGCCCUUGUUGGCAUUUGUUUACCGUGUACAGUCCGAGCCAUCAAACUGUUUGAAUAAACCUUUGCACAUGCCUUUUUCACAUUCGGAUCUGCGUUGCGUUUCGCAGUGGCAACGACGGAUUUAAUUUUAUUUCUACCUAAUUUGGACUUGUUUUAUUUGGUCGAAGGCACAGAAACUCGCUUUGUUUGUCCGCGAGGGGCUUUUUUGCUUGAUUUUGUUAUUCGGUUUGCCUCAAGGCCCGCGUAAAUGUUUAUACCGUCGACUGUACCAAGCCGGCACAAAUUGCAAAUGGCGGGGAUCUAUAUAUAAAUAUUAUAUUUAGAUUUGUUGCAACAUUUUAGUUUAACGGAAAAAUUACGGUUUCUCGGUGUUUUUUAAGUGUGCAGUGAUCAGUUUUUUACCAAAAACCAAUUUGGCAGGCCAUACUCAGAUAAAGAUCCGUCUAGUUCAUUAGUUUUUUGUGAAUAUCACUUGUUUGCCGCCUAUCAGUUUUUAAGAAAAGGUGCAUUCAACUGAGGCAUGGAGACCGCGAGUCCACAACAGUUUUGUGUAAGGUGGAACAGUUACCCAUCGAAUUUGCAGUCAGCAUUUCCGAAACUUCUUCUAUCGGGCCACUUCGUAGAUGUAACUCUAGCCUGCGAAAGCAGCAUGCUAAAAUGCCACAAAGUAGUAUUAUCGGCGUGUUCCACGUAUUUCGAAAAGUUACUUCUGACCAUCCCCUGCAAGCACCCGAUUAUCUAUUUAAAGGAUAUGAAGUUCCAAGAAAUGCAAUCGUUGGUGGAUUUUAUGUACAAAGGCGAAGUGAACGUGGCUCAGGACGAUCUUCCAUCGCUGUUGAAAUCCGCCGAAAGCUUGCAAAUUCGCGGCUUGAGUGGAAACGAUCAACUGUUGCAACCCCCCUAUUUUAGUCCCAGUAAAAGUUCCAAUAUCAAUACGUCGACACCGCAAAACCCGGUUCGAGCAGCCGUGCCAUCUGCUUCUUCUUCGACGCACAAAGACAACCAGCCUCUUCCAAGUCAAGUAACCAUGCCCAAAAGCGAAGGCGUCGUGAAGAAAGAAGUAAAUGCUGCUGCUGUGGAUGUGAGUUCGGAAUGUGGCGGGGCUCCAUCUUCAUCUGAGUGUGACAGUAACGAUGGCAUGUUGCAAAUUAAAGAAGAUUUAGAAGAAGGAGAGGAAGAAAGUUAUUUCGAAGGAGAUGGCGAGUCUUUGAUGGAUCAGGAGCUAAUGGAGGAAGAUGGCCCGGUGAAUACGGGGGAUUUGUCUCAGACUGCUGAUAGUUUUGCUAUUGCCAAUGUUUCUUGCCAGUACGAUGGAUCAUCAGGACAAAACAUGAAUUCAGUUAAUAAACGAAUAAGACGUUCCGAUGAGGAACUGCGGCGAGCAGCUGAAUGUAUAACCAGAGGCCAAACGUUCCAGACUGUAUCCGAUCAAUUCAAUAUACCAAUUUCAACCAUCAGGUUCUACAUGGCGCGAAAGGGUAUUCUUCCUCGGAGAAAACGUGGACGGUCUUGCGCCCCAUCAAUGGGAAUGGCGCCCUUGCCCGUAAUGGCUUCUUACGGUUCUCCCAGUAGUCCGGUUGGACCUCCUUAUCACAUCGUUCACUAUAAGCUUCCACAAUUGGGCGUUCAAAAACUUAAAUAGGGAUACGUUAUCGUAAGGUUGAACAAGAAAUGAGCACGAUGUACAGUACAGGUAGCAUAGACUUUAAGAGGUAGUUUUAUGGGGUUUCAGCGCUUUGGGGAAGUGUGUCUUACAAAAGGCAUCAUUUACGGUUCCAAAAGUUUAUAUUUCUGGAAUAAAUUAAAGUUCUAAUUAGGUUGUUGGAAAGAUAAGAGGGGCAGGAAGAAAUUUUACAUUUUACCAUUAUUGAAUUGGAGACAUCUGAGAGUUGGGCUCAAAUGAAUAUUUCAUUUAAAAUUGUUUCCUAUUGUCUGUCUUUUCCAUUUUGUAAUUGAUACUAUUUACUUCUUCUACUUACUGCUACUUACUAUUACUCUACUUAUGGUAUUUCGCAUAUUCGUUAAAAGCUUUAAAAUUUUGCUUGAUUUACAAAAUCAACUUUGAAAACAGUGCUUCUUAAAGCGUACUAAAAAAAUAGACAAACACUUCUCAUUUUUUUAACUUUUGAUCAAUAAAUACAUUUUUCCUUUCAUUUAAUUUUCAGUUUUGAAGAUAGCUCUAAUAUUGCAUUGGUUAGCUACUCGUUUAAUUCUAUCUGAAAGUGAAAUCCCCGUAAUAAAUGGAAUUAAAAGGGUAAUGGGUUAAUUUUGAUUUGGCUUUAAUGUUGCAUUUUCAAUUUCAAUCAUUUCUCAAUAGAAAUAUGAUAAUGAAUAAAAUUUAAAAAGCUCUUUUUAAGAAUUGUUGGGUUGGGUGUCUUGAAAAAUUGGGUGAUUUGAGCUAAAAUUCAAAACGAGUAGGUUUUUUUGUAUACAAAAGUUUCGAAAUUGCCCAAAUUUUGUUUUGUCCUUUUU
Molecule: messenger RNA, 2623 nt
Organism: Dendroctonus ponderosae (mountain pine beetle)
Lineage: Eukaryota; Metazoa; Arthropoda; Insecta; Coleoptera; Curculionidae
Product: protein tramtrack, beta isoform
Exons: 8
Coding region: 672-1793 (373 amino acids)
Biological process (GO): regulation of transcription by RNA polymerase II
Cellular component (GO): nucleus
Molecular function (GO): protein binding
Source: RefSeq, a predicted model, not a curated record